This is a messenger RNA of Fusarium keratoplasticum, 1803 nucleotides long. RefSeq lists its product as uncharacterized. Gene Ontology annotation, biological process: secondary metabolite biosynthetic process. The transcript has 2 exons. Gene Ontology annotation, molecular function: oxidoreductase activity, acting on CH-OH group of donors; flavin adenine dinucleotide binding. Bases 1 to 1803 code for a protein of 600 amino acids. The record is from RefSeq and is a predicted model, not a curated record. Lineage: Eukaryota; Fungi; Ascomycota; Sordariomycetes; Hypocreales; Nectriaceae.
AUGCUUGUCAAGUCGUAUUUGUGGGUUGGCUUCUCUGCAGUUGCUCUCGCAGCCCGGCCUCAGCAGCAGGCAUACGAUUAUAUCGUUGUCGGAGGUGGCACUGCGGGAGUGGCCGUUGCCGCUCGACUGAGCGAAGGCCUACCCUCUUCCAGUAUCCUCCUCGUCGAGGCUGGCCCCGCUGCCUGGGAUGAGCCCAAGAUCAACAUCCCAGGCAUGAAAGGUUCAACCCUGGCGACCAAAUACGACUGGAAUUUCACAACAGUUCCACAAUCUGGUGCCAAUGACCGCGUCUUCCCCGUGAACCGUGGCAAGGUGCUCGGUGGCAGCUCUGCACUCAAUCUGAUGACCUACGACCGGGCUGCUGCGGCAGAGUACGACAGCUGGGAGGCCCUGGGCAAUCCUGGAUGGAACUGGAAGACCAUGAUCAAGGCGAUGAUGAAGUCCGAGACCUUUACCGGCAAGAACACUGACACUUACGGCUCUGCGGGUGUUGGUGAUAGUGGUCCGGUUCAGGCCGUCAUCAACCGUUUCAUUCCCGACCAGCAGGAGACUUGGAUCCCCACUAUGAACAAGCUUGGAGUCAAGACCAACCUCGAGUCCCUGGGCGGAAACCCCAUUGGUGUCAUGUACCAGCCGAGCAGCAUUGACCCAACAAGCUACAAGCGAUCUUACAGCGCCAACGCCUAUAUCAAGAUCGCUGGACCCAACCUGCGAGUCCUCACAGACACCACCGUGGCCAAGGUGAACCUGGUAAAGAGUGGCACCCAGCAGAUUGCUACUGGCAUCACUCUUCAGGACGGCACCGUCAUCAGGGCGCGCCGAGAGGUCGUCCUGUCAGCCGGAUCAGUUCAAAGCCCUGGAUUGUUGGAACAGUCUGGCAUCGGCAGCAAAUCCGUCCUCUCGGCCGCGGGCAUCAAGCAGGUCAUUGACCUCCCAGGUGUCGGCGAGAACCUUCAGGACCACCUCCGCGUCAUGAGCUCGUACCAGCUCAAGCAGGAGUUCACUUCCUUCGACAUCCUCCGCAGCAACCCUGUCGUGGCUGCUGCUGAGUUGGCCCUUUGGAAUGCCGGCAAGCGCUCUCUGUACGACUACACUGGCAGUGGGUAUACCUUCACAACAUGGAAGCAGGCUCUUGGUAGUGACCGGAACCUUGUCGCUCUGGCCAAGGAAGCCGCUGGUAAGGACGCCAGCAAGGUGGACAAGAAGAAGCUCGAGUUCCUGAGCAACCCUUCUAUUCCUCAACUGGAAGUCAUCUUCUCGGACGGCUACACCGGUGUCAAGGGCUACCCAGCUAGUACAUCGCCCCUCUUUGGAAAGGGCUUCUUCUCCCUCAUCGCCGUUAUCAUGCACCCUCUCAGCCGCGGUAGCAUCCACAUCAACCCAUCCGACCCUGCUGGAAAGCCUGUCAUCAACCCCAACUACCUCAGCAACGCCCACGACCUGGAGGCCGUCACACAAGCCGUCAAAUACUGCCGCAAGAUCGCUACCACAGAGCCAAUGCGGUCAGUCUGGGAGAGUGAGUACGAGCCUGGCCUGGACGACGUCAAGACGGACGAGCAGUUCAGGGACUAUGCUCGGAGGACCACGCUCAGCAUUUUCCACCCAGUUGGAACCUGCUCCAUGCUUCCCAAGGCCGAUGGUGGUGUCGUCGACCCCAAGCUCAAGGUUUAUGGUACCAAGAAUCUGCGAGUUGUUGAUGCGAGUGUCAUUCCUCUGUUGAUUUCUGCCCAUAUCCAGACGGCUGUCUAUGGCAUCGCGGAGAAUGCGGCGAGACUGAUUAUUGCAGAUGCCAGGGGUUAUUGA